CAGCUCCCACUCUCAGCAGUUAUUUCCCCAGGACCUGACUGAGCUGAGGUUGGACAGAACCAAACCAGGGGGUGCUGCUGGGUGCUGCUGGGUGCUGCUGGGUGCUGAGUUAGGGCCACACUCGCCUGGGGAGUUCUGGAAGUUCGGGACAUACUAACAAAGAGUAAUUCGUGCCCAGCCUAGAGAGCCUGUAGGUGGGACCCCAGGAGCAGCCCGCUGAGCUUUCCGAUGGGGUCUGAUGUCCGGGAUAUGAACGCUCUCCUGCCUCCGGUCUCUACCCUGUCCGGGAACAGCAGCUGCAGCAUGCCGGUCAGUAGCAGCGGGCAGUGGGCUCCGGUACUGGACUUCCCCCCCGGGGCCCCUUACAGCUCCCUGCCCCCACACUCCUUCAUCAAACAGGAGCCCACCUGGAACCCAGACCCCCAUGAAGAUCAGUGUCUCAGCGCCUUUACUGUCCAUUUCUCCGGCCAGUUCACUGGCACAGCUGGGGCCUGUAGGUAUGGGGCCUUUGGGGCCCCCACGCCAAGCCAGGCAACAACGGGUCAAGCAAGGAUGUUCCCCAACUCCCCCUACCUGUCCAACUGCCUGGAUAACCAGCAGGGCAUGAGGAAUCAAGGUUACAGUGCGGUGGCCUUUGAUGGUACUCCAAGCUACGGCCAUACGUCCUCUCAUCAUACGGCACAGUUUACAAACCACUCCUUCAAGCAUGAAGACCCCAUGGGCCAACAGACCUCUCUAGGGGAGCAGCAGUAUUCCGUUCCCCCCCCAGUGUAUGGCUGUCACACCCCUACUGACAGUUGUACUGGGAGCCAAGCACUUCUCCUCAGAACUCCGUAUAACAGUGAUAAUCUCUACCAAAUGACCUCCCAACUGGAAUGUAUGACUUGGAAUCAGAUGAAUUUGGGGUCUUCUCUUAAAAGUCACGGGACGAGUUACGAGAAUGACAGUCACAGCACGCCGAUGCUUUACAGCUGCGGGGGUCAGUACAGGAUACACACGCACGGGGUCUUUAGAGGAAUCCAAGAUGUGAGGCGCGUGCCGGGAGUGACCCCAGCCAUAGUCAGAUCAUCGACAGAGGCCAAUGAAAAGAGGCCAUUCAUGUGUGCCUACCCAGGGUGCAACAAGAGAUACUUUAAACUGUCCCAUUUGCAGAUGCACAGCAGAAAACACACAGGGGAAAAACCGUACCAGUGUGAUUUCAAAGACUGCGAGAGGCGAUUUUCUCGUUCAGAUCAACUUAAAAGGCACCAAAGGAGGCACACAGGCAUUAAACCUUUCCAAUGCAAAACCUGCCAACGAAAGUUCUCCAGGUCCGACCACCUGAAGACUCACACCAGGACUCAUACAGGUGAGAAGCCCUUCAGCUGUCGGUGGCCAAGUUGCCAAAAGAAGUUUGCCAGGUCGGAUGAAUUGGUUCGUCACCACAACAUGCACCAGAGGAACAUGACCAAACUCCAGCUGGCCCUUUAGACACAAGGGAGCGGCAAUGGGACUGGAAAAAAAAUGCUACUGUAUUAUAUAUAAAUCAUUAGUGCAACCAUGUAAAGGCAUUUUCUGCCAUUAUCCACUAAGUGGGAUUCUGUUCAUCUCUCAUAGUUAUAAUAUCCUGUAACAUAAUGGAAAGCGUGGAUAUGUUCCUGAAUGCUGAGUGUCCGUUCGGCCUAGGCUGGUCUAGUUAUUAUCAGUCGGUUACUAAUUGUUUGAGAAUAUGCUUGAACAGUUGAAUGGCACAUUGGGCUGUUCUGGAAAGGGGCGUGUUUACUAAGAUUGGAGAUAAUUAUCUCCGGUGAUGUUGCCCAUAGCAACCAAUCAGCAAUUGUCACCUUGUCACCUACAAGUUAGAAAUCAAAGCAAAGACCCAAUUGGUUGCUACAGGCAACAUCACCGGUGAUAUUUAUCUCCAUUCUGAGUAAACAUACCCCUCUGUGUUAAAGUAGCCCAAGAAACGAUGCCCAUUAUCUGAAACCACUCCCUCCCCAUAGACUUGCAUUGAAAUCAUGUGACAAGCAGUUGUGUAGUUUUAUAAAUACAUGUUGUGUAAAUUCCAUAGCUACUAAUGGACGGACAUACCCUCCCAUACACUAUAAAUACUAAAUACAGUGGAAGACCAGACUCUGAUAUUUAUCCCACCUCUAUACCUGUUUCCUUGUUAUAUUCAUUACUGUCCAAACUGCCUGAGGCAUGAUCAGUAGUACAUCUAUAUAUCAAUCUAUAUCUAUCAAUAUAGACACAGGAUAUGGGUGUUUUUGUAACAUGUUGGGCAACACUGCUGUGUGCUCUUUAUCCUUGUUUAUAGAACAGAUUUAAAUACAAAGGCACCCAGUUGACUUGCAAUCAUCAUGAUCAACCCACAAAAAUAACACAAUGUUAAAAUAUUUAGUAUAAGUAAAUGUAUAGUAAUGCUGAGUAUGAUUACCCAGCAAGUCCAGUUGCUAUUGCUUUGCUUAUACUAGAGAUACCAUGACUUCAAUACAAGAAAACCUUCAUAGUCACAAUGUUAAAAUAUUAGUGCAGAUCCAUAGAAUGUGGUUGUUGCUUACAUUCAGUACGCCAGCUUGGUUGCACCCAAUGCCACAUUAAUCCAUCUCAUUUUAUAAAUAUAUAUAGAUAUAUGUGUUGUUUUAAGUUGGGCUUUUCCAUUUAUUUAUUUUCACUAGAGGUUGAUGAGGAGUGUAGAAGUGACAGUUACUGCGGAACAUUUAACCAUUUGAAUGGAACAUUGGAAAUUAACUAUGCAUCUGCAGAAUUCCUAAAGGCCAUAGAUAAAUAGGGCUAAUUUAAGACACUACUACUGGUCAUGGAUAAAUGCUGACGUUCUACAGUACUCCUAGUAGCCAUGGAUAAAUACUGCUUAUUUACAAUGCCCCUAGUUGCCAAAAAUAAAUACUGCACUACAGCACCCCUAGUGGCCAUGAAAAACAACUGCUGUUUUACAAACCUAAUGGUCAUGGAUAAUUUCUGCUAAUCUGCAAUACCUAGUGGUCACGAAUAAAUACUAAUGUUCUACAACCCAUAGUGACCAUAAAUACUUCUGCUCUGUAACCCCUGUUCUACAAUACCCAGCAGCCAUAAACCACCUCUCCCGUGCUACAACACCCCUAGUGGUCAUGGAUAAAUUCUACUGUUCUAAAAACUUCCUAGUGGUCAUGGAUAACUUAUGAUGUUCUACAACAGCCUUGUAACCAUGAAUAAGUACAGCUGCUCUACAGCCCCUAGUGGCACGGGUAACUUCUAUUGUACAUACUAGUGCUAUACAGGGCCCUGAGAGACCAUAGGUGCAAUCUUCUACAAACCUCCUUGUGGUCAAAAAUAAAUUCUGCUACUCUACAACACCCCUAGUGGCCAUAAUAAGUACUUCUGUUCUACAAACCUCCUUGUGGUCAAAAAUAAAUUCUGCUACUCUACAACACCCCCAGUGGCCAUAAAUAAGUACUUCUAUUCUACAAACCUCCUUGUGGUUCAAAAAUAAAUUCUGCUACUCUACAACACCCCUAGUGGCCAUAAAUAAGUACUUCUGUUCUACAAACCUCCUUGUGGUCAAAAAUAAAUUCUGCUACUCUACAACACCCCUAGUGGCCAUAAAUAAGUACUUCUUUUCUACAAACCUCCUUGUGGUCAAAAAUAAAUUCUGCUACUCUACAACACCCCUAGUGGCCAUAAAUAAGUACUUCUGUUCUACAAACCUCCUUGUGGUCAAAAAUAAAUUCUGCUACUCUACAACACCCCUAGUGGCCAUAAAUAAGUACUUCUGUUCUACAAACCUCCUUGUGGUCAAAAAUAAAUUCUGCUACUCUACAACACCCCUAGUGGCCAUAAUAAGUACUUCUGUUCUACAAACCUCCUUGUGGUUUAGAAAUAAAUUCUGCUACUCUACAACACCCCUAGUGGCCGUAAAUAAGUACUUCUGCUCUACAAACUUCUAGUUGUCCUGAAUAAAUUCUGCUACUCUACAACACCCCUAGUGGCCAUGAAGAAUUACUGCUAUUCUACAUACCUUCUAGUCAGGUCAUGGGUACAUACUGCUGUUCUACAACAGCCUUUACAUCAUGGAUAUAUACAGUUGUUCUAUAGCAUACCCAAAGACACUGUAUAAAUGCAUUUAUUAUUCAACAAUCCUAACAAGCCCUUGUACAUACUCAUCCUGUACAGCACCCCUAGAAACCACAGAUACAUUCUUCUGUGCAACACUAUAUAGAUAAAUACUGAUCAUUCUAUUAUCCACCUCUUGUGACAAUGUAAAGAUAGUGAUGUUCUACAGCAUGCCCAGAUACCUUGUAUAUACAACUGUUUUUGUCUAUGGAAAAAAGAAUAAGUCAGGGCAAGAAUAUAUGCAGAGAUGGACAGUUCAAGGAAAACAUACUUUAGUUUCCAUUUGAGGGAAAAUAAAGGGAGAAAUAACAAACUCUCCCAGGGGUCUGCAAGAUGGAGGAUAUCCCUAAGCAAAAGUGAGGCUGAAGUUAAAUCUAAAAUUAUUUUGUUGUAUCUCUUUGUAUUUUUAGUGAAUUUGUUUUUCUUUUGUAGUUUUUAAUUUAUUUUACAGCCCCAUUAGAAGAGGGCAAUACGGAAUCCUUGGGGGGCAUUUUUAUUGUUUGUAUUCUUUUGGUGCCAGAAAGGGCAGUGGUGUUUCAUUGUGCGUGUCUCACUCGUCCUUGCGAUGGGGAAAAAAGGGGUUAAAUGUUAUAUUUCACCGGGCAAUUUUUUCACCUGCUUUAUAGAGAUUUUCUUUUUUUGGGCAGAAAUAUUUGGGUAACAAUUUAUGGGAAAGUAUUUAUAGAUCUCUACUAAGGCGCAAUUCUCUUAAUGGUGACCUUUUUCCAGAAAACAACAUAAUUGGGGGCAGAAUUUUCAAUUUAUUCAUUUAGUAAUUCAGUUUGCUACAUUUUUCAGUCUAUUCAUUAAACAGAUUUUACAUUUAUAGUAAAAAUUUAUCGGAGAAAAAAAAUCUCUAGAAAGCAGCUAAAAAAUUCACCGGAAUUUUUCAGCCUUUCCUAAAGACUAGACUUUAUGGUUGCUUUGUGCUAAAUUAUCCAAAAUUCUAUUUCUAAUUCAUUUUAUCAAAUUUUUCAGUUUAGUAAUCGAACAAUAGUGAUGAGUGAAUUUGUCCCAUUUCACGUAAAAUUUUUUGAAAUGGCAAAAAUGUUGCGCGCCAAAAAAAAUUGUUACAUGUGUCAAAAAACGACGCGCACAACUUUUUUUUUAUUCACUUCAUUUAUUUUACGCGCGCAACUUUUUUUUUUACGUCGUCGACAAUAUUUUGACGCGUGCAAAUUUUUCCGCUGCAAUUUUUUGCCGCCCAUUUUGAGAAACAAUCAGCCAAUGGCGAAACAUGGAAAUUUGCUGCGAAUCCAUGCCUGCCAAAUUAUUUUGCCCAUCACUAUUGAACAUGUUCAUUUUCAAUUUAUUGAAAAAAAUAAAAAAUCUAAAAAAAACCAGCUGAAAAUUCUAAAUUUUUUCAGCCGUUGAUAAAUCAUUCUGAACUAUGGUUGCCUUGUGCUAAAAUAUCCAAAAUUCUAUUUUUUAAUAGAAUUUAUUACAUUUUUCAGUUUAUUUAACCGAUUUUCAAAUUUUUGUAAAAAUUUAUUGAAGGAAAAAAAAAUCUCUAGAAAGCAGCUAAAAAAAUCCCCUUCUGAAUUUUUUAAAGCCUUUAGUAAAUCUAGACUUUAUGGUUGGCUUUUCUACAAUCUCCAAAAUUCUAUUUCUAGGUGACCACUCAAAAAAACCCAAGAAAAACCAUGAAAAUGAGUGGAAGUGUCUCAUUUAAAUCCCUAAAGCGGUUUUGAGAUUUAUUAACACUGUACGUGCUGCACUGGUUUUGCGGCUUAGAUUUGUAAAUAUAUUGCUUCAAAGAAAUGUACUAAAGAAAAUGCAAAGCGGCUGGUCCAUAAUCUUUUUGUUCUCAGAUUGUUUCGUAAUUCGUUUUUUGUUUCCGUGUUAUUAAAGCCCUGAAGCAAGAAGAAUAUUAUUGGCCGGGGCGUUAAAACAAGGGAAAUUUAUUUCACUAUGUUUUUGUCUUUUUUUUUUUUCAGUUUGUAUGUAAAUAAAUCUGUAAUAUAAAUACGGGAUGGUAUUGCUGUUAGAAAACAUUCCAACGUAGAAAUGUAUAUUAGUAACUGUUUUGAUGUUUUUACUGUAAAUGUAACCUGCAUAUUUCACCCGGCUUUAAUAAAAGCUAAUUCCAUUGA
Molecule: messenger RNA, 6182 nt
Organism: Xenopus tropicalis (tropical clawed frog)
Lineage: Eukaryota; Metazoa; Chordata; Amphibia; Anura; Pipidae
Gene: wt1
Product: WT1 transcription factor
Biological process (GO): regulation of transcription by RNA polymerase II; negative regulation of transcription by RNA polymerase II; nephron tubule morphogenesis
Cellular component (GO): nucleoplasm; nuclear speck; nucleus
Source: RefSeq, marked validated